Phacochoerus africanus (Common warthog) is the source of this 2749-nucleotide messenger RNA. It is a transcript of the gene TTLL8, whose product is annotated as tubulin tyrosine ligase like 8. The coding region runs from base 272 to 2746 and encodes 824 amino acids. Gene Ontology annotation, biological process: protein polyglycylation; cilium assembly; cilium movement. NCBI's taxonomy places the organism in Eukaryota, Metazoa, Chordata, Mammalia, Artiodactyla, Suidae. The transcript has 13 exons. Gene Ontology annotation, cellular component: cilium. Gene Ontology annotation, molecular function: protein-glycine ligase activity, initiating. The record is from RefSeq and is a predicted model, not a curated record.
GCGGCCGGGCGCGGGUGAGCCCGGGGCCCCCUCCGCUCAGAACCCUGCGCCCGGCCCCCGCCCCGGGACUCUGGACGCCCCCGCGGAGCCAGAGCCAGCCUGGCUCCCGAACCCCCGGCCUCCCCGCAGGCCCGCCCCGCCUCCGCCCCGGACCCCGGGCCCUGCCUCCGGCCCUCUGAGCUCCCCGCCUCCACCCGGCACUGCCACCCGCCUCGCAGGGGCCCGCGCAGCCGGAGGAAGCAAAGGCCCGGUGCCCGACGCCGACGCCGGGAUGGAGCCCGGCGAGAGGAAGCGGCUCCCGUCCGCGCCGUCGUCGUCGUCGGAAGGAGAGCAGAGAGGACAAUCCCAAUUAAAGCGAGGGCUCGCCCAAGACUUGAUUUCUUCUCCCAAAUUAGACAGAUACAAACUAGCAAGACAGUUGACGGACAAGGCAGUCAAAGAGAAGAAGAUUUUCUCCAUCUACGGGCACUACCCGGUGGUCCGCGCCGCCCUGCGGAGGAAGGGCUGGGUGGAGAAGCUGCACCUGCUGCCCAGGGUCAGCCCGAACGUCGACGACGAAGAAAACAAACGAGCUGAAGGCAAAGAAAGCCAAGAAGCGGCUUUGGAGAAAACAGAUGACAUCCAUGCUGUGAUGUCCAGGUUGGUGAGGAAUGAAGUGCCCUACUUCCUCUGGACCAUCCGAAGGGACGCCGUUGACCACCACAGCCUGCGCUGCGAGCAGACGCUCAAUCACUACGGCAAGACGGCAUCCUUCACCACCAAGAUCGGGCUGUGCGUGAACAUGCGGAGUCUGCCGUGGUACGUCCAGGCCAACCCCGACUCCUUCUUCCCGCGCUGCUACAGCCUCUGCACCGAGAGCGAGAAGCAGGAGUUCCUGGAUGACUUCCGGCGCACGGUGGCCUCCAGCAUCCUAAAGUGGGUGGUUAGCGACCAGAACCACAGCAGGAGCAAGUCCAGGAGCAGGAGGGAGGAGGCCGGUGACACGGAGCCCAGCAGAGAGCAAGCUCCUGAGGCUGCGGGACCACAGCUCAGGGGCCUCUCGGAGCAGCUCGUGGACGCUGCCUGCAAGGUGUGUGAGGCCUACCUGGGGCGGCUGGAGCACGAGGACAUCGACCUCCCCGAGGACGCCGCCAAGGACCUCACGGAGGACGAGUGGAAGGAGCUGACCCGGCAGUACUACGCGCUGGUUCACGGCGAGGCGUUCAUCUCCAAUUCAAGAAGUCACUUUUCGCAGUGCCAGGCUCUGCUCAAUAAGAUCACCUCCGUGAACCCUCAGACGGAGAUUGACGGGUUUCGCAACAUCUGGAUCCUAAAGCCGGCGGCCAAGUCCCGGGGCCGAGACAUAGUGUGCAUGAACCGCGUGGAGGAGAUCCUGGAGCUGGUGGCCGCAGACCGCCUCGAGGCCAGGGACCACAAGUGGGUGGUGCAGAAGUACAUUGAGACGCCGCUGCUCAUCUACGACACCAAGUUCGACAUCAGGCAGUGGUUCCUGGUCACCGACUGGAACCCCCUGACCAUCUGGUUCUACAAGGAGAGCUACCUGCGCUUUUCAACGCAGCGCUUCUCCCUGGACAACCUGGACAGCGCCAUCCAUCUGUGCAACAACUCCAUCCAGAAGCACCUCAAGAACGACAAGGACCGCAGCCCCCUGCUGCCGUGUCACAACAUGUGGACCAGCACCCGGUUCCAGGAGUACCUGCAGAAGAGGGGCCGCGGGGCCGUGUGGGGCAGCGUCGUCUACCCGUCCAUGAAGAGAGCCAUCGCCAACACCAUGAAGGUGGCCCAGGACCACGUGGAGCCGAGGAAGAACAGCUUCGAGCUGUACGGCGCCGACUUCGUCCUGGGGCGCGACUUCAAGCCCUGGCUGAUCGAGAUCAACUCCAGCCCCACCAUGCACGCGUCCACGCCGGUCACGGCCCAGCUCUGCGCACAGGUGCAGGAGGACACCCUCAAGGUGGUGGUGGACCGCAGGCUCGACCGCAACUGCGACAUCGGCAACUUCGAGCUCCUGUGGAGACAGCCUGCGGUGGAGCUGCCCCCAGUCCAGGGCUCCGACCUCCUGGUGGAAGGCCUGGCCCUGAGGAAAGCCCAGAAGCAGAUCCCGCCCAAGGCCAACUGUGGUUUUGCCUCUCCGCUCACGAACGUUCAGCCCCUGAAAGAGAGGAGCCCCUCAGCCAUGCCAGACCUGGCUCGGGGACCCCCACGAAGGGACUCGAGACUGAAAGACGAGAAGGUGUUUCCUUGCGCCUUCCCUGUGCCCUUGAAGAGGCGGGCAGAGGGAAGCACUAGGGCGCAGCGCGUCUACAGCGAGCCCGGCAGGAAGAUCGAGCUCCCCACGUGGCGCAUCCAGCACCCAGACGAGAAGGCGCCAAGCACUGCGCUCACCAAGGCCGAAUCUGACAAACACUUGGCGCCAAACUUAUCAAACGUGUGCCCCCUGCCAGCAGUGCUUCCGAGAGCGAAGACCGUGGAGGGUGCUCCGUUUCAGCCACCCAGGCCGCCAGGUUGGCUGCUGAGACAUUGGGUUCCACAGGGAAGGCCGGACCAGGCUUCAGGCUGCAGGCUGGGUUCAGAGCUGCUGCACGUGUCUCCUGCUUCUGGGACCAGUGGCUCCCCAGGGCGAUGUCUUCACAAGGCAGAUGGCAUAAGCAUGAGAGGGCAAGCCAGACCAUGCGGGCACAUGCAAGCUUCUGCUGACAUCAUACCCGGCCAUACUCAAGUCAGUGGGGGAGGAGGGGUGGAGUGAGUA